UGAGCUAUAAUGAGCGGAAGAGGUAAAACCGGUGGAAAAGCCCGCGCUAAGGCUAAGACUCGCUCUUCCAGGGCGGGACUGCAGUUCCCCGUCGGUCGUGUUCACAGGCUUCUCCGUAAAGGCAACUACGCCGAGCGCGUCGGUGCCGGUGCUCCGGUUUAUCUGGCCGCUGUGCUCGAGUACCUGACCGCUGAGAUCCUGGAGUUGGCCGGAAACGCCGCUCGGGACAACAAGAAGACCCGUAUCAUCCCCCGUCACCUGCAGCUGGCGGUGCGUAACGACGAGGAGCUGAACAAACUCCUGGGCGGAGUGACCAUCGCUCAGGGCGGCGUGCUGCCCAACAUCCAGGCCGUGCUGCUGCCCAAGAAGACCGAGAAACCCGCCAAGACCAAGUAGACGGAGUGAAGUUUCUUGUCAAACCAAAGGCUCUUUUAAGAGCCACCCAUUUUUUUCCUUAAAGAGUGACUUCAUUUAUUCAGUCUGAGUUUGUGUGAACACAGGCUUAAGCCUUCAUUUCUAAAGGGGAAAAAAAACAAAAAAACCAACACACUUCAAUGCUUAUCUUAAAAAAGUCAGGUUUAAUGUAAAAUACGCUCUUGGCGUGACCAAAUACACUUGUAUUUGCAUAUGUAACUUAUGCUACUUGGUUCAUUACUAUGGCUUUAAUUGAUUAAAAUGCCAUUACAUGUAAAACGACAAUCUCACUAAAUAAUUUCAAAAAGUAAAUAUCAGUGUGAACUAUUGACUAAUGGGCUCACUUAAAAUUGUCUAAAUUUACGGAACCCACACAAAA
Puntigrus tetrazona (Sumatra barb) is the source of this 793-nucleotide messenger RNA. Its product is annotated as histone H2A. NCBI's taxonomy places the organism in Eukaryota, Metazoa, Chordata, Actinopteri, Cypriniformes, Cyprinidae. Gene Ontology annotation, cellular component: nucleosome. Bases 10 to 396 code for a protein of 128 amino acids. The transcript has a single exon. Gene Ontology annotation, molecular function: DNA binding; protein heterodimerization activity; structural constituent of chromatin. The record is from RefSeq and is a predicted model, not a curated record.